GUGUAAUCAACUGUGCUGCUUUAAGCUGUGAAUAUGCCUGUCAUGCUUCCCCAUCAGGGGGAGUAUGCUAUUGUCCAUUGGGAUUUGUGGUGAACACUGAUGGCCGUUCCUGUAUUGAUUUUAAUGAAUGUAACAUGUGGGGAGCUUGUGACCAGCUGUGUGAAGACCGAAUUGGAAGCCAUGCAUGUUCCUGUGUCCAGGGAUAUGUUCUAGAGCACCACAAGCACUGCCGAGCAAAUUCCUCAUCUGGAAUUCCAUCCAUUAUCUUCUCAAAUGGUCGUGAUUUGCUGAUUGGUGAUGUUCAUGGAAGGAAUGUACGGAUUCUUGUACAGUCUCGCAAUCGUGGCAUUGCUGUUGGUGUGGAUUUUCACUACUAUCUGGGCAAAAUCUUUUGGACAGAUACCAUGCAGAAUAAGGUGUUCUCUGUAGAUCACAGUGGCUCUAGAAUCCAACAAAUUUUGAAUGUUUCCAUUGACUCUCCUGAAAACAUAGCUGUGGACUGGGUGAACAAUAAGUUGUACGUGGUGGAGACGAGCAUUAGCCGAAUUGAAGUAGUAGAUCUGAAUGGAAGUAAUCGAAUAACACUGAUUGCAGAAAACCUGGGAAACCCUCGAGGCAUUGCUGUGGACCCCACUGUAGGCUAUUUAUUCUUCUCUGACUGGAAUAAUAUUUCUGGAGAACCUAAACUAGAGCGAUCCUUUAUGGAUGGAACCCAUCGCUUUGAACUAGUCAAGACAAAGCUAGGAUGGCCUGCAGGAAUAACACUGGACAUCAUAACAAAAAGAGUUUAUUGGGUUGACAGCCGUUAUGACUACAUUGAGACUGUAACAUAUGAUGGACUUGCAAG
This is a messenger RNA of Rhincodon typus (whale shark), 847 nucleotides long. Its product is annotated as low-density lipoprotein receptor-related protein 2-like. The annotation marks the transcript as partial. The record is from RefSeq and is a predicted model, not a curated record. Lineage: Eukaryota; Metazoa; Chordata; Chondrichthyes; Orectolobiformes; Rhincodontidae. The transcript has 5 exons. Gene Ontology annotation, molecular function: calcium ion binding.